This is a messenger RNA of Nomia melanderi (Alkali bee), 2839 nucleotides long. RefSeq lists its product as uncharacterized. Gene Ontology annotation, molecular function: RNA polymerase II cis-regulatory region sequence-specific DNA binding; ATP binding; DNA-binding transcription factor activity, RNA polymerase II-specific. The record is from RefSeq and is a predicted model, not a curated record. Lineage: Eukaryota; Metazoa; Arthropoda; Insecta; Hymenoptera; Halictidae. Gene Ontology annotation, biological process: regulation of DNA-templated transcription. Gene Ontology annotation, cellular component: nucleus.
CUGUCCCGGGCCGCUUACGCGGAACACGCGGCCCGAAGCCGCGCCGCCGGCAUUACGUCGCGCACCGUCGACCGCGGCUGACGUUCGCGUCGGACGUUCUUCGAUCGACUUCCGCUCGACUUGACACCGCGCCGACACGCUGGAUACACGGGCCGAUCGUUGUCCCCACGCGGGAACGGGUUAUCCGAUACGCACGACGGUCCUCGGUCCGUCAUCUGCAAAGCCAGUGAAGAGAAGACAGAAAGCCAGUGUUACCUUUCAAAGCUGAAACGAAGAACGGCAGACGUACAACCGAAAACGGGGAAAGAGGCCAACAACCUGUAGGAUCGUUUCCGCCGCGCGGACACUCGACGAGCGUGUGUUACCGAUCACAGUGACGACUUCGACAGUUCCGGAACCGUUGGGGGUCACGUGUCCGACCAGUGACACCUUGCGGUCCGAGAGCGAGUUAGAGGAGAUCAGGUUAGGAACUGCGAGCGAGUCUCUCGUUCUACUCUCGAUUUGAACCGUGUUCCUGUAGACAGUGAAAUGUAGAGAUAUCGGUUUGAACGUUAUGAAGCUGAAAGGAGCAGGGACGACGUGAUUGUUGAAUAGUUUACAACGAGACUAUGAGAUGAAGUUAUCGGUAAGUAACGAGAUCGACCGUCGGAUCGAGGGGCACCGGUAGCUCCGCGGAACCGGAAACUGCUCGUGAAACGGGACGGGAGUUAAAGGACUCCUUUUGAGGAGGGUAGUGAAGCCACGACGUCCUGCCUGGGGGGUGCGUGUUUGGGCGACGAGGGGCGGCUACUGGCCGAUGGGAUGCAUCUACCGGUGGGUUCCGUGGGCUGCGGGGAGAAUUACGCCACCGUUGGAUCCCACGAAGGCGCCGGCCCCUGUGGCCCCCCACUGGCGCCGCUCCAGGGGGUGAACACCAGGUAUCAGCAGGCCGAGGACGCCGACGCUGGGGGCGGCGGUGGCGAGAUGAGCGAGGGUGCCGCCGUCGGCGAGCUCUGGUGGACCGAGAGGCUCGUCGGCGAGGCACAGGCUGAACAUCCUGGGGAACUGGUUCGAACAGGAUCACCGUAUUUUCUCUGCAGCCAACUGCCGACUCACUGGCGGUCCAACAAGACCCUCCCGGUGGCAUUCAAAGUUGUCGCCCUAGGCGAGGUCGGCGAUGGAACCCUAGUGACAGUGCGAGCGGGUAAUGACGAGAACUGUUGCGCGGAGCUGAGGAAUUCCACCGCCUUGAUGAAGAACCAAGUCGCAAAGUUCAACGACCUCAGGUUCGUCGGGAGGAGCGGCAGGGGAAAGAGCUUCAGCAUCACCAUAACCGUGUCGACAACGCCUCCUCAAGUAGCAACCUAUACCAGGGCCAUCAAGGUAACCGUGGACGGACCAAGGGAGCCGCGUUCCAAAACGAGGCAAACACAUAUCCCGGGCCUGGCGCGAGUUCCCGCACUGCCUCGAGUUCCUGGACUGCCAAGAGGGACCUUCCCCGACGCGCCGAGCCCGUUCACCCCCUACCUACGUGAUCCGGAGCCGUACCGUAGGAAUAAGCAUCACAUUGGCAACAACGUCACCGCGAAUUCGGUUAGUGGUGCCUGCACCAACCCCAACAACACCGACCCAACCGCAUCGCCCGCUUCCAGUACACACCUCGGGGCUACCGGCGGCUCCUCGGCUCAUCAGGAUUGCUACAAGCACAGCCCUCAACACGGCGACACGAGUACAGGGACAGCAGAGUGGACCUAUCCGUCGACGGCACCGUCUUAUCCAGCACCUCCGGUGAGCAGCGGCGGUUCAUUCUCGCCACCCAUUCCUGGCGGAGCGUUCUCGUACCCCGGGGAACCACUGUCUCACCAUCCGACCACGGAACCGAUGCCGUUACCCACUGUGCUGCCCUCGGAGAACCAGCAGGACACCUACACCCCUAACUGCGUGUCAAUGUACCCUGGCCACGGGACGUCGUCGUCGUCGCUGCCGCUGGUGCCCAGCAAGUCCAGCGACCCGGACCUGUUCGCCAGCGGGGGAACCGGAAGCGGCAGUCCCGGCUACCACUACGGCUCCUGGACUCCCGGGCCAGCGACGCCGGUCCCCGUCGCUUCCCACAACUACAAUCCGAACUACCAGGGUUACUACAACAAUCCCAGUCAAAACUACAUCAGCCCGGCGCCCAUGGUCCUCUAUCCGCAACUAUACAGCACCGUGAACCAGAACCAGAUCCACUUACACCUGCACGGCGACCUGAGCGACGAGCAGGUUACCAUCGCCGGUAGCAAUCUCACCAUCAGCAGCAACAGACUGGAGAUCGGCGUGCUCGGAGAGGAAAACGAGCAGAGGAACGAUGUGUGGAGACCUUAUUGAACGGGUCCUCGGACUGGAGAGCUUCGGACUACUUUCAUAGAAAGUAGGAUGAUAGAGGAAACUAUACCCAGUGUUUAAUUGUGAUAUUGACGAGGUGUUCUAGGUAUUCUCGAGAGACUUGACGAAAAGACGAGACUUCGUGUGCUCGAUGGUUGACGAUGAUAAUAUCCGGGCAGUGACUGAUUUGUAAGGGUUGGCACGAGGAUUUGGUAUUCUUCGAUAGAAUCGCUUGGUGAAUCGAGUGAGCGCAGGGUAAUAUCUCGCGGAGUAUCAAUAAGACAGUAAAAACAAACUUCCGUGGAAGUUCCAUCGAACUGGACGUCUGAGAUUGUGAUUCGGUAGGCGCGGAGGCAGCCGAGACUUUCGGCGAGCAUGUUCGAGAAUGAUAGUCAUGUAACAUUGUAAAUACACAGAUAUUUUCCAUGAAAUAAAGUCUCUGCCUGAACAGGUUCCUAAAUCCCCAUCGAUUUGCGUUUCGGGUUUGUUUUCUGUU